GAGAGAUGAUAAAUGUUGAUUUUACUUUCAAUAUGGUGCAAGUGCCAAGGAAUGAUUCACUCCAGAAAAGACCUACUUGGCUUGAUUAAUGUACUUUCGCAAGCACCUCCUUCAAAAUUCCAAGAUUUACUGAGUGACUUGUUGGAAAAGGGCCUUUUAACGAAGGAUGGCUAUCGGCAUUACAACCAAUGUGAGCCCGAGGACUUGCCGCGGACCAUCCUUGUAUCUGUUCUUGGCAAAGAGGAAAGUUACUGUCAAGCAUUUCUCUCCCUUCUCUGCUCCCAUUUUCCCUGGAUUUGUGGGGUGUUUCAACAAGUUUCCAACAACAAGGAUCAAACAUGGAGAAAUGGACAACCAGGCAACAUGAGAAGCCAAAGCUGCACCAUACAGUUGCCAUCACUAAAAGACCACAGCUACUUGGCUCUGCUUCAGGAGGAACAUUGUUCAGCACAGAUGGCUAUGUCAAGCACCUGCGGUCAGAAUGGAGAAGUAACUUGUGGAACAGGUCUUGACAGUAAUCAUUGCGACCUUUACAAAGAGAUUUUAGAGGACUUUUGUGAACUGGAUAGAACUUAUGAACCAUGCGACGUUGGCAUUGAAGGAAUUUUGAAGUAUUUGCAGGACCCACGGCCACUAAAUGCAAUAGAACUUGAACAAUAUUUUGCGGCCAAUGGAGAUUGUCCAAGUGCUUCGGGAAUUCCAUCUCAAGAUUCCACUAGUUUCUCAGAUGCUCCGAGAGCCAAGUGUUUAAGAGGAGAUGAAGAGAAUCUACCUCCUUCUCCAGAACAUUCCAACAAUUCAGCGGACAUCUUGUCUCCAACCAUCUACCUUUCGGACAUCAACCAUCUGAAGGAACUGAAAAACCAUGUUGCCCAGAUUGGAUCAGACGCUUCCUUAAACUCAGUCAAAGGUGAUGAAUCGAUCAUGAACAGUCCGGCUGUCAGUUCUGCUGGUUUCCAGUUUUUCCCAUCAUAUGCAGUACCACAGCAAGUCGUCAAGGUGCCUGUCAAUGGAGCUGUACAUUCAAGAGCCUCCACCUGCUUUUUAGUUCUAAAUGAGAGCUUGGCAACUCUUGAGAUUACAACACCACUAUCGACAUCGCCUCUGCAUUCACCACGGAGCUCAAUACCGGAAUCAACUCCCAAGAAUAUUCCAGUGGACCCAUGGAGUGCUUUAGCUCUUACUGUGAACACAGACUCUCAGACUGCCAGUCCUGAAGUCAGUCCAACUGGUCCAGGCUUCUCCAGUCCUCAAUCUGUCAAUGUUCAUAGCUCACCAGAGUCCGUGACCAAUGCUCAGCCUGUGGAUAGUCCAACCUCUCCAGUCUCUUUGGACAGUGAGAGACUAGAUCUUGAAACAGAGUCAUCUGGUGAAGAAUCAUCAGGACCAUCAAGUCCAACAAUCAAGUCGUACAGCAAAACAAGAGGUGUAGAAGCUUGUACAGAAAUGGUGAAAGAAUAUCUGAGAGACAUGAGCCAACAUUCUUAUAUUUGCCAUGAACAUGACGAAAUGCUUCUUGAAGACAUUUACGUGGAUGUCACAAUGAUUGAGGUUCAAGCAGAAAAUAAGUCUGCAAAAAAUGCCUCAAAGUGUUUGGACAAGGAAUGCAAAAUCUAUGAUAUAGCAGAGCGAGAAAGAGCUGCUGUAAACUUGAGCAAUCUCCUUAAUGUUUCAGGAAAACGACCAAGAGAAACCAAAAUAGUUUCCUUACUGGGGAGAGCAGGGAUCGGUAAAAGUGUACUUGUCCAAAAAAUCUGCCAUGACUGGGUGAAUGGGUCCUUCAGGCAGUUUGAGUUUGUUUUCUGGUUUAAGUGCAGGAUGCUCAAUUUUGCAAAGCAAUACACUUUAAAAGAUCUACUUUUCCAGCCGUUCCUUCCGACCUUAAAGAACACGGACGAAGUCUUUCAGUAUCUCUGCCACAACUCCCGCAAAGUCCUGCUCAUUUUGGAUGACUUUGAAGACUUGCACCACCACGAUGGCCUGCUGCAGUCCUCGGUGUGUGGCUCAGCAGAGAGACCCCACACCGUCAAACAGCUGCUUGCAGGCCUGCUCCAGAGGAAGUUGCUGAAGGGUUGCACGAUGCUUAUUACAGCAAGGCCAAAAGAAACUUUCAACCAGUAUCUCGGGAGAGUGGACAAAAUAGUGGAAGUGCUGGGGUUUCACCCGCUUCAUGUGCAGGAGUUCCUGCACAGGUACUUUGAAGACUCCUCUUUAGCUGCUGAAGCCAUGGUUUGUCUUCAGGAGCAGCGGUACCUGCUCAGCAUCUGCUCCACCCCUUUACUAUGCAGAUUCAUCUGUUUUGUUCUCAAAACCAAGCGCCGGACUGGAGAUGGCCGUUUGGUAUUGCCAUCCACUCUCACUCGUUUGUUCCUGAACAUUUUUCACAUCCUGUUGCAGGGUAAAACUCAACACAUCAUGGCUUUGCACAGGCAGAACAUCCUGGAGUUGAGCAAACAUGCGUUUGCGGGGGUCCAGUGCCAUUACAGUGUGUGUGAGGCCUCCAGAGCAGUAGAAAUGUCCAAUUUUGCUUUGAAGCACGGCCUUCUAAGACCCUUCCUGAUGAAUAGCGAAGGAAAGGGGCAGGAGUGCGGCAAGACUUUCUCUCAUUCUUGUCUGCAGAACUUCCUGGCGGGACUUUACUUGUUGUUUUCCGAAGAUGUCAAGUGCAAAGGGUUGAUGAAGCUAAUCUCCUUGGAGCACAGAAAGCGGAAAUCUCAGGAGGACUGGCUCGACGUUGCUCGCAGGUUCCUGGUAGGACUGGCUUUUCAGGAAGGAAAUGAGUUCCUUCACGGCUUCUCCCAUCAUCCGAAGGCCAACGUCAAAGGCAAGAAGCAAAAGAGCCUGCAGAAAUAUUUGGCUGAACUCGACGUCUCUGCACUCAGCACCAGUAAGUUGGUGGAGCUCUGUCACUGUGUUUAUGAAACGCAGAGCGCUGAGCUGACUGCACGGGUAGCUGCUAAACUCGACCAGAGGUUGUCCUUCAGAGGCACGAGGCUGACUGCAACUGACAUCUUCGUACUGCUCUACAUGAUGCAGAGCUCACCAAAUAACUUUGCUGUCGACCUGAGGGAAACAAACAUCGACUUGCCUGGAAUCCAGCAGUUUGUCGAGUUGAGGAAUGUCACCUCAUUCAGAGUGUCGGUAUGCGAUGUGAUAAAACUUUGGGAACAUUUGGAGCAAAAUGGGUUCCGUGAGCUGCUUCGUCAGUCACUUCUUAAAUUUUCUGUGAAUCCUUUCGAGAUUAAGAGUUUGAAAGAUAUCGAUGACCUUGAUUUACUGGUACAAAUUCAUAAAGAUAGAAGAUUCCUUUCAAGCACACACGACACAACAGGAAGUGAACUCUAUGAGCUACCUGCUGUCAGGACAUUACAGGUGCUGGAGUUUGCUCUUGGCCCAGUGGAUGGACCUCAGGGGUUUCAAAAAUUAACUAAGAUUCUACCAGCUCUGGCAUUUUUGAAGUAUCUAGAUCUUGAAGGUCCAAGCUCCCAGAAAGUUAAAAUGAGUGAAAACAAAAUUGGAGAUGAAGGAGCUGAGAGACUAGCAAAGGUGUUGUCUAAUCUAACAUCGCUAGAAAAACUGACAUUGUCGCGGAACCAAAUAGCUGACCGAGGAGCACAGGAGCUGGCUAGAUCACUUCCCAACCUGAAGUUUUUAAAGACACUGAGUCUGUAUGACAAUAUCAUUGGUGACAAAGGGGCAGAAAAAUUAGCAGAAAUACUCCCGAUAAUGAAGUCGUUGAAAGUUCUAGAUGUUAAAUUUAAUAAAAUCACAGACACUGGAGCCCAGAGGCUGACUCAGAGUUUAAAAGAUUGUCCCCAUAUUGAGACAAUAUGGCUAUGGAGCCCAACAAUUACACACUGGAUGUCAGAACACAUUCAACAGAUUGAUGUUCGAAUUAAUUUACAGUAGGCAGUUCUUAAUACUCAGGUAAAGUCUCAAGUAAGUGUACCAAUUUCUCUUCUCUUUAAUACUUAAUUGUUAGUUAGAGUUUGAUGACUUUCCUUACUAUUUCUUCUCAAUAGCAUUCUUCUUAUUUAUGACAUAAUUUAUACUUGAAAGCUAGCAUUUAGAAAUGUGUCCUUUGUUGUUAGUUUUUAUGCCCUUGCUACUUUAGAGGGGAGAUGGACAUGAAUCCAGCAAGCGAGAGACCCAGGCUAAUGGACAUCUGGUUUCAAAUUCUAUUGUGGCAACUUGUGGAAUUUUAAGUCAAUCAACAAAUUUGGAAUAUAAAUCUAACACCAAUGAUCCUGACAACUAUAUAAUUAAAAUAUGAUAUGUUUAAAUCUAUUGUCCUUACCUAGUUUGAUCCACAUGUGACUUUACACCCUCAGCAUUAAUUGCCUGGCAUGUCACUUAGAUCA
Messenger RNA from Chiloscyllium plagiosum (whitespotted bambooshark), 4361 nucleotides. The record is from RefSeq and is a predicted model, not a curated record. NCBI's taxonomy places the organism in Eukaryota, Metazoa, Chordata, Chondrichthyes, Orectolobiformes, Hemiscylliidae.